Messenger RNA from Caenorhabditis elegans, 5378 nucleotides. RefSeq names its product DDB1- and CUL4-associated factor homolog 1 (gene dcaf-1). The coding region runs from base 6 to 5111 and encodes 1701 amino acids. Lineage: Eukaryota; Metazoa; Nematoda; Chromadorea; Rhabditida; Rhabditidae. Gene Ontology annotation, cellular component: nucleus. The record is from RefSeq and is marked reviewed. Gene Ontology annotation, biological process: protein ubiquitination. The transcript is spliced from 24 exons.
CCGUCAUGACGAGCAAGGAGAUUUAUCCGCUCCGAUCGACAGGAACAAUGAUGAUGAUAUCCGAUCAAGAUUUGAAGCUGAGCACGCAAUUAAUGCUUCGAAUAGCUGAAUUACUAUUGGAGUUUGAUGCAAAUCAUGAACAAUCGUCGUUUGAUCCGAUACCGAUACUUAAAAGAAUUUCUGAAUUGUUGGAACAAGCUACAGACAUUUUCAUUAAAAACGACCCGGAUCCUUUGGAUGAUCGUCAUCCUCACAGGACUCAUCCAGAUUCUGCACUCGGCAACAUUUUGAAAAUUAUAUUCAAAAACGAUGAUUUCAUGACAAAACUUGUUGUGUCGUAUAUUCUUGCCAGAGACAACGUAGAAUUGAAUAUUCAAGGAAGUCGACUUCUGUUAGCCUGUAUUCCUGGUCUCGAUUCAAAAGUAGUUUUCUCAGAACCAGACGAUUUCAUUCCUCGCCUAUACACAUGGGCAGGAUCAGAAGGAACAAAUGAGACUUUACAAGGUUAUGCAAUGGGACUUCUAGCUGCUGCAUUGGAAAAUACUGAAAAUGCGAGUAAAUAUCGAAAUGAAAAUGCUCUAUUAGUCCCAUUUGGACUUCGGCGACUCCAUGAAUUACAGGGUCGCUCUUUGGAAGAACAGAAGAAAAUUGGACAGACUGAUUUCUCCCAACUGCAUGCUGAACAAAGUACAAGUAACGGAACUUCAAUUCCUUCAAUCAAAAUCACUUCUGUUGAUGGUUCUACAAAAGAGAAUGAGAAAACCUUUGUACAAUCAACAGAUCCACCACCACCGAAAAAGCGAAGAACUGAGCCUUGCCUGACAUCUCUUCUUCGAACGGAAAUUACUCAGCGAGUUCCAUCAUUUCAUAAUCUUCGAAAUUUGGAUGAUUCAAACAGUAAAUGGGAUAUUCUUCAACCAUUUCUAAUUGGAGAUCAACAAGUAUAUCCACUUAGUUUAGCUACAUAUCAACGGUUUAUUCUACAAUAUUUGGCUGCAUGUGGAGAAUAUCAGGAUCUCCUCCUUCAAACUUUUGAAGGAAAUGCAUUGGAAAUCUUGUUCGACUACAUUGAUCUCGAAAAAUCAAAAGAUGUCCGUUUAACCUUUGAUGCUUUAAAAUAUCUCACUUCUCUAUUGGUACAUCGUAAAUUCGCCUUGGAAUUCGUCAACAAAGGAGGAAUACCGGCUCUUUUGAAAGUUCCAAAAACAUCAUUGGCUUCAGUUGGAGUUGUUACAUGUCUGUAUUACAUUGCAUACAGUAAUGAUGUCAUGGAGAUUUUAUGUCAAAUGAGCGAUGAGAUUGUGGAUGAGACUGUACAGUAUGUUCUGUGGUGCUUGGAACACAGUCAUGAAAGUGGAAUGGCCAGUGCAUGUAUGUUCUUUUCUCAAGGAUUGUUCUACAAGGCUAUUUUAAGAAGAUUUGAUCAAUAUGAUGGUCCACGGAAGCUGCAUAAUUAUAUUGCAACCCUGACACUAAUGCAAAACAAUGAAGAUGUCGAACUCACCGAAGAACAAAUACAUACAAGUACACAGUGUACAAGAGGAGUUUGUACCACUUUCAGAAGUUACCUCACCGCUCACAUUUUCAUCAAAGUGGAAAACUAUAAAAAGCUAUACGGAAAUAACUUACCAACUGGAAUGCGAUUUCCAGAACUUGUACAAGGAGAUUGUCCAGAUUAUAAAAGCAUGAAGCCGUAUGAAGAAGUUUGUUGGCAGUGCGAAGCCAUUGUUACGGAAAUGCUUCGAUUCACCGGAAGUUCAUUCAGAGAGGCUGAAAAUUUAAGAAAACUAGGAAUGGUUCGAAUGUUUUUGGCGGUUAGAGUGUUAUCAAGAGAUUGGGAAAACAUUUCUCCAAGUCUCCGCACCGAAAUGUGUGUACACGCAUUGGAAACAUUGUGCAUGAUGUUUUGCCUUCCAUCAAUUCAAACUGAACUUAUCACUCAACAUUCCUAUAAUCACUCGAAUUAUGAUGGUUUCACAAUUCUUCUUCAAACAUCUCUUGGACGAUACGAUGAGGAUCCAUCUCUGAGAAUGGCAGCAUUGGGAUGUAUUCAACGUUGUGUUUAUGUGGAACCAGAAUGCUGGAAAGCUAUUAUUCAAAGAGUCAAAAGUUCAGAGGAAAAGUCAAGCUCCGCGUCGAAAAGACAAUCGAAAUAUGAAAUAAUCAUGAAUCAUCUUGAACGAAUGUGGACAGAAGUUCGAAAAACUGAUGGAAUUAUGGCACUCGUCAACUUGAUUAACUGCAAAAUUCCACUGACAGAAGCGGAUUCUAUCCGAAAAACGGCAACUAACACAUUAACGGGACUGGCAAGGCAUCCGGAAGUUCGACAGAUUCUUGCAAAAUUACCGUUGAUAGCUCAUAAUGGACUACAGAAUUUAAUGCGAGAACCAGUGUGUUCUGACAAGCGAGAUAUUCAUGCAGCAUUCUGCAAAGAAGCAGUUCAACUUCUUCAGGUCAUUUAUGGAAGAAAAAUUCAUGAUCAACAAGGAAAAGAAAUUCAAUCGUCGGAAAAGAGUCACCGUCAAUGGGUCAUCGAAAAUACACAAGUGAGCUUCAAUCAAGCAGAACUUCUUCAAUUAAUUCAUGAUCACUUGUUGAAAAGCAAGUUAGAUUCAGUAGCAGCAAUGCUGAAAUCUGAAGCAAAGCUUCCUGAUCGUCCAGCAAGUCGGUCAAUCAAUACUCCGAUUCUCAAUAAGCCAUUGCCCAGCAGCGGAAAUAAUUUUUCAAAAAUAAACGACACUUAUCCAACAUUGGCUCCAAGGACGCUUGAAUCGGAAAUUGGUGGAAUUUCAGCAAGACGGCCCUCAAACGCAGCUUCACUGUCAUCUCCCGCAAUGGCUACACGUUCUCAUUCAACAGAUGACGAUGUUUUCGCCACACCAACUUUACCUAGAAGAUAUACAACCAGUGGUGCUUUUCCAAAGAAGUUGAUGAUCAGUCCUGCACGUCAAAAACUGAGACCUCUGACUCCAGGAGAAAGUUCAAGUGGAUAUCGACCAAUUAAAGAUCUAAACAGUAUUGUUACUGAUUAUUUCAGAAACCAACAUUCAACAUGUAAGAAUCCAGUGACAACGUGUCCUCCAUUUUCAUUAUUUUACCAACACAAAUGUCCCGAAUUGUCGUAUCAAACGAAUGUUGUGAGAAAUAUUUCUCUUCGAACACUCGAUCAAGAACUUCUUAGACCUCAUGAAAGAGUUUAUUCACAGUGGACAAAUGAAAGAACUAUUUUCUCAAGAUUCAGGAACUGGAAAACUAUACAUGAUCACGAUGAAUCGUAUACGAAAGCCACAUUUUCGGUCGACGAUGAACAUCUUAUCGUUGGUUUAUUCAAUGGAGAAGUUCAUUGGAUAAACGUGGAUACUGGAUUGGAUGAAGGACACACCAAUUGCCAUGGAAGUGCUCUGACGAAUAUUGAACCUUCGAAGGAUGGUUCAAUGAUGCUCACGUCUUCAGCAUUCUCUCGUCCACUAUCCGCUCUUUGGAGACUCGGAGAAGCUUUACAACGAGUUCAUACUUAUCGUGAAGAUUCUUGUGUUAAAUUUGCUAACACAACGAUGCAAAGAAUUGUCGGAACGUGUAGAGAUAAGGCAACUGUCUAUGACACUGAAACAAAUCAUGUUUUGGACACGUAUCUCUCUGGAAUAGAUGGACUACAGUACGAGAAAAAUUACGCUUCGUUUUCGCCUGAUGACAAGCUAAUCUUCAAUGAUGGACUUCUCUGGGAUGUCAGAAAGAAGAAUUCGGCGAUCCAUGUAUUUGAUCGUCUCUCCAAAAUAACAUUAUUCGGAACAUUCCAUCCUCAUGGAACACAGAUUGUUAUAAAUUCUGAAGUUUAUGAUAUUCGUACAUUCCGGAUGCUUCACCAUGUUCCUGAGCUCAAUCGUUGUCAAGUUUCAUUUAAUUCCACUGGUAAUAUCAUGUACGCCACUGAAGUUACAGACGUUCAUUGUCCAGACUAUGAUGAAAAGAUCUUCUCGUCAUUCCGAACGUUCGAGACCCGUGACUAUUCUGCUCUGACAACUUUCGAAGGACGACGACCUGUCAUUGAUCUAUGCGCAUCACAUCAAGAUCAGAAAAUGUGUGUGAUUGAGAAAGUGCGUCCACAAAUGUCGGAUUACAUGAUACAAGCAUCUACACAACUGAAAAUAGUUGAAAUUGGACGAUUGAAGGAUAAUGAAGAUGAGAAUGACGAAGAGGAAGAUGAACAGAGAGAGGAUCACGAUGAAGACGAAGAUUCGGAUGAAUCUGGAGAUGGAGAUGAUGAUGAAGAGAUUGGAGGAAAUAGUUCAGAUCGAGAAUCCGUGUUUCGAACUUUAGGAAGACUUGGCGAUGAAAGUGACAGUGGAAGUAGCGUGGAUGACAAUGAUACACUAGACGAUUUGGACUUUGAAAAUGCACAGAAUCGGAUUAUCAGACGUCAAGCUCAACGCCGUCGUCAACGCCUAAACAGUAGUGAAAAUGAUGCAGAGCUUCCAGGUUCUGAUGAAGGAAGUGAUGAAGAUGGAGAUGAUGAUGAGGAUGGAGAAGGGGAUCCAGAUUUUGAUAUGGGAGCGGCUAUUGAUGAUUUGGUAGAUGCAGUUGAUGAAGAAGUUGAUGAAGAUGAAUUGGGAACUGAUGGUGAUGAUGAUGAUAGUGGAAGUUGGAGAACAACUAAUUCCAUUGACUCAGAAGACAUUAAUCUAGACGAUCUCGACGAAGAAGAAGCUCGUGUCGUGGAAAAUGAGGGCAACAACGAACGCCCAGCGCGUCCAGUAGAUCCAAUAGAAGCAGCAGCUGCUGCUCGUCGAGCCAUCCUCGGCCGCGGUCUCCGAGAUCUUCGAAUGGGAAUUAGAGGAGGUAAUCGUCGUCGAAAUGGAGGUGGUUUAGAGCAAGCUGAAAUGUUGAAUGCCCGAGCUGAAGAGCAACGAGUUUCGUUCAUGGAGGCUCUUGUUAGAGGAGCUGAGGCUGAACGGAGAGAGGAAGAAGGUGGCGAUGACGGAGAAAGCAGUAGCAGCAGUAGUAGUGAUACUGAUGAAUAUCAAUCCGAAGAGGAGGAGAUCAACAGUGUCAGUACAACCGCCCUCAAUCCAGCUCUGCGUCGAAGAAAUCGUCGUCCUGACGAUGAAGCAUAAAGAGACUUCAUUCACAAUGCCUAGCCCAUAACAUCUUUCCCCGUUGCCACACAUUCUACCUGUUUCUUUUGUUUAAUCUUUUUGACCCAUUGUUCAAUUGCUAAAUGCUCCCCCGUUUACUAAAAUUGUUUUUAUCAUUUUUGAUGUUUUUUUUUGUUGAUUAUUAUUGGUUUUUAUUGUUUCGCUAGUUAUUGUUCGUACAUCUCUCUUUCUUAUCCCUUUGAUUUGUUACAAUUUUUUGCACACAUUUGUAAAAUGACUUUAUUC